This is a messenger RNA of Cutaneotrichosporon cavernicola, 2955 nucleotides long. RefSeq lists its product as uncharacterized. The transcript is spliced from 3 exons. The record is from RefSeq and is a predicted model, not a curated record. NCBI's taxonomy places the organism in Eukaryota, Fungi, Basidiomycota, Tremellomycetes, Trichosporonales, Trichosporonaceae. Bases 1 to 2955 code for a protein of 984 amino acids.
AUGAUAACCCAUUUCCCUCUCCCAUCACCACCAGCCUCCCCAACCUUCGGCGCAGCUGACGCCUCCCCGCUCGGCGACUACUUGGCCGAGGCUGAGCGGUCGUUCGACGCCCCACCACCCAUCGACAAUACGAUCAGGCGAAGACGACCACGGUCCCGGGAACGCAUCUCGCCACUUGCCCACGACCGUUGGCGCUUGCCAGAAUCGCAACAACCCAUGUCCGACAAUGAGAACGCCGAGGCAGGUCCCAGCCGCCUUGCUCCACCCGCGAGGAUAGAGUCGCCGCCGCGAGACGAGUUCGCCGAGCGCUUCAAGUACCUCGUUGCAUCGAGCGGACUCUUGGAGCGGACGCAGAUCGCGAGUCUGGGAACAGCGGACAUGGAUGUCACACCCUCCAAAGCGCCUUGCCCAUCACGUUCGGACGCAGAUACGCACCUGGCGGCCGGGUUACAAGGGCUGCUUCGGUGGGACAUAAUCGCUGCCCUCGCAGCCGUCAUGGCUGGCCUCGUGUACAUAUUGGGGCCGUCAGCCAGCCUCAUUCCUGGCACAGCGAUGGCCACAGGUAUUGCGCUGUACGCCCGGAAGCUCGCCGAAACGCCCUCUGAAUCCGAAGAGGAAGACGAGGAAGAAGGCGCAGGUCGCGAAAUCUCACCCGAGCGCCUCUGCGAAGACACAACUGGGCGCGCGCGUGUGAUGCGGGGGUUGGAGGGCCUGCUUGAUGAGUCCAAGGCACUCGACCAGGCAGUUCUCGCGGCUCUCCAGAUCCUUGCGCCGCGCCCCGAUGAUACCGACCACGCGCACGAGCUGCGCAUUGCGCUGCACCGACUGUUCGAGGACAUGACGGACAGCCUCGCGACGGCGACGUCGUCAUUGACAACCAUGUGCGACCGGACCAAACUGGCUGUCCUGAGCGACAUGUACGAUGUUCAGCUAGUGGGUGGGCAGCGGAGACGGCGCGGGUCAAGCAGCGACGACGACGGUACAAGUCCGUCGGCAAUACACAAGCACAACCGCCCAAGAGCGGGAUCGUCUGGCCCCAUCUCGCCGCCUGCACAGCUCCCUCUGUCCAUGCUGUCGCCAACUGCACUGCGCAUGAGGACUCCGCUCCGCGGCCUCGGGGCAUCACCUCUCGACGCGAACGACAGGUUCACAAAGCUGCCCAGCCGCGCCUCCCCGAGGUUAGGCCGCACGAGCUUCAGCCAGGAUUGGAAUUCUCGCCCACGGAACUUUCGGCUAGAGGCGGAGAUACGCUCGGACGGUGAGGAGGGGAGCGACAGCGUGCUGUCGGGCACGUCAACCGAGAGUAGCUGCAUGCCGGCGUCGAUACCCGACGACAGGCUGCUCUCGCCUCCUUUGACGUCAAAGGGACUUCCCUUUACACACAAGCGUGCCUCGCCGCUCGUCCAGACGCUCGCGCGGCUAGAGAUGCCCGAAUGGUCAAGACAGCCGCCUACUCCCCAGUUCCCGUCCAUGAGCAUGAGCCCCAGCCAGUCGCCUUUCCGUCGGUCACUUCAGGACAUUGCAUACAUACCAUCUCCACCAGUGUCGAGCCACGAGAAGGCACAGAGUCUGGCAGUGGCUCGGGCGACGACCUCCAUGUCCAGUGACAAGCGCCGGUCAUUACAAUCCCCAUUGAACUCGUACCCCACCACCGACUAUACACGAGACGACGUUUCGUUAGCCGUCAGCUCGAACCUCACGCGCGCCCGAUCGCUCCCUCACUCUGACACGGCCCGCGUGCGAUCUGGCGCGUCUUCUUUGCGCUCGUCACCUGGGAGUAACACCACACGCCCUGAUAGUCCAAGCGGCCUGAAGCGUCUGUCCCUGCUCUCGGACCGGACCCGACCCAGCAUAUCGAACUCGCCUGGGUCAAAGCGGAGCUCACUCCUCUUCCCCGAUGCAAUGGCGCGGGACACGUCCACUCUCGGGUAUGGCCGCUCGCCGCUUCGUCCACCACCUGUCCAGAGAGUCGCUUCCAUCUCGCCGCUCACGCUCGGUGGGUUGCGGGCCUCGCGCCUUGGCGUGCACCUCAAGCGGCGGCGAAUGGCGUGCUGCUUACUGGGGCUGCGUUUCCGCGAGCCCGAAGAGAGUGGGUACUGGGACGAGGUGGAUCUCGUGUUGCGAGGCAUCAUGGACACUAUGUCUGAGGCAUUAGCCCGCCUAGAGGUGUUACGUGCGGACGCGGAACGCGACACUGCCGCGAUCCAGGCGAUCGCUGCCGCAGCGUCGCGGGCGUUCCCAGCCACGCCACCCCCAAAGCGUGCACUCCCCUCCCUCCUCAGGAAUCCCGACUUUGCACCUCGCGAUAGCGCAGAGCAAACGCUCCUCAGCAGCAUGGACGACCUGCAGCGCCUGCUCGUGCGGGUAUGGGCACGGACCGACGAUGUACGCGCCCUCGUGGUCGACGGUGAGACGGACUUCUCGAUGGUGUGGGCCGAGAUGCGCAAUGACAUCGGCAAUAUGCUCCGCCACGUCGACCGGAACCGCCUACGCCUUGAGGCGGAGACAGACGUUGAUGACCGCGAGCGAGAGGAGACGCCCGUCCCAUCGCACAUCCCGGAUUUUGCUCGUUCAUGGGCUGAGCCAGAAUCCGGUCCGGGCCCCGAGGAGAUUGAGCGUCUCGUCGAGGAGGAGGACGAAGCAGACAUUGUGACUGAACUCCCACCUGCUGGGGUCGACGAAGUGUUCGAGGCGCACAUCCCCGCCGCCGCGCCACGUGCGCGCUCCGCCCUCUCCCGUGAAGAGCGUAUUCAACUGCAGAGAGAGGCCCGGGCGCGGGGCAUGACGAUGGCGCAGCUCGAGGGCUCCAAGGACCCAGCGCGGGCGGCCGAAAUCCAGCGGCAACUCGCGGCAGAGCGGCUCCGGGUGGUGAGCGGAGAGAUGGUGCAGGAGCUGCAAGGUAUGUUUGGGGCGAUCCGGCGUCGCAAGGGGAUGGACGAGGGGGAGGAUGAGUAG